This is a messenger RNA of Macrosiphum euphorbiae (potato aphid), 996 nucleotides long. The record is from the annotation of a GenBank genome assembly. NCBI's taxonomy places the organism in Eukaryota, Metazoa, Arthropoda, Insecta, Hemiptera, Aphididae.
AUGAAUUUAACCAAAUUUUCGCCAAAAAAAUUGGGUACACACAGUGGCAUAUUCCACUGCGAUGAAGCUUUCGGUUCAUAUAUGCUACAAUUAUUAUUUCCUGACUUAGAAAUAAUUCGUACAAGAGAUGAAAAACUGUUAGCUGAGUGCGAUAUCGUAAUCGAUGUUGGUGGCGUGUAUGAUCACAGUAAACGUCGCUAUGAUCAUCAUCAAAGAAGUUUUGAUCAUUCAAUGAGCACACUAAUACCCAAUGCCAAAUGGACAACGAAAUUGAGUAGUGCAGGUUUGGUAUACUUACAUUACGGCCAUGAUGUUUUGAAAACAAUUAUAGCAUCCGAUGUACCAGAAGAUAAAUUAAAUACUAUUUAUUCUAAAGUAUAUGAAUGCUUUGUGCAAGAAGUAGAUGCUAUUGAUAAUGGUAUUCCAAUAUGUGAAGGUGUGCCAAAAUAUAAUAUACACACACAUUUGAGUAGUCGUGUCGGUAACUUCAACAAAAAAUGGAACCAUGCUGGAAAAUUUGACGAUAUGGAAGCAUUUAAAAAGGCAAUGCAAUUGAUUAAAUGUGAAUUUGAAGAAACUGUACUAUAUGCAUAUCAAACAUGGUUACCAGCCAGGUCAUUGGUAAUCGAUGCACUGGAGAAACGAUACCAAACACACAAGUCUGGUCGUGUAAUAGAGUUCAGUACACCAUGUCCUUGGAAAGAACAUUAUUUUGUAUUAGAAGAAGAACUUGGUGAAGACCUUUUACCAAAAAUUGAUUAUGUUAUUUUUGAAGAUAGCUCCAAUGAAACUUGGAGAAUACAGUGUAUACCUAUAACUCCUCAUUCGUUUACACUUCGAAGACCAUUGCCAAAAAGUUGGUGGGGUAUCAGAGAUGAUAAAUUAAGUACAAUUUCUGGAGUAGAAGAUUGUAUUUUUUGUCAUGCCAAUGGAUUCAUUGGUGGUAACAAGACUAGAUUAGGAGUACUCAGUAUGUGUGAAAAAGCCAUUGAUUGA